AUGAAUACUGAAGUUCAUCCAGCAGAAAGUAUCCAUGGGAUUGUGCGAUCGAUGGAGGAUGUUGUCGGGUUAACUUUAACCGCUAAUCACAUUACACAAAGGCAUGUGGAAUAUUUACCGUAUCCUGAACAAACUACAGAAGAACGUCGAAUGAGUGAUGCGUGCUCGUUGGAACAAAUCUACUCGCAAUGUAACCAAACAUUUGCACGUGAUGAAACAGUUCAAGUUAUUAAACUAGAAGCAGAAAGAAUAUACAAUGCCGUUACUGAAUUUCUCUAUCCGUAUUUGUAUAGUAUAACUCUUCGUUAUGGAUCUACAUAUGAAUGGACGAUCAAAAGACGUUAUAGACAAUUUGCUGAGCUUCAUAAUGCCCUUCGAGAUUCUAUUAAAUUGGAAUUUAAAAAAUCUCGACUUGAUUUAAACAGUUCGCGAACAUCUAUCGAUCACAAAGAUUAUCCCUGUUUUCCUACUCAGAACGAUCGCAUUGGAUUUAUCAACGAAAGAAAUAUCAACGAGAGAUGCAAAAUGCUACAAAACUAUCUCAGCAAAGUUCUUGAAAAUCCAUUCUUUCGUGAACAUAUUGCUAUGAGAAAAUUUCUUCGAGUUAGUCCGCUGACAUUUGUUGAAGGUUUAGGAAAAAGUUUCGGAGAAGGAAACCUAUCGAAACGAUCCAAUGAUGAUCAUCGUGGUCGAUCAAUUCUAAUUCGCAUUCCACUUCUAUGUGACCCAUGUAAAGUUUUCCACGAAGACAAAUGGUUUGUUAUCAAAGAUUCGUAUGUUGUAUAUAUGACACUGAACUCCGCCCUUAUCGGUUUUCCAAUGCUUGUUGAUCAAGAUUUUUCGCUUGAUCGAACAUUUCGAAAAACACGAACGAAACAAGGAAUUCGCAUAAAAAACUCACAGCGUCAAAUGAUUGUUAAAUGUCGAGGCGAAGACGAGCGAAAUCUUUGGUUUGACGGCCUAAUGGAAAUGAAAGAGAAAUCGAUCUUUACGCAAAAUCACCUAUUUGACUCAUUUGCACCACAACGACAACAGCAGUAUGCUCAAUGGUUUAUUAAUGGUCAAUCGUAUAUGGAAGCGUUAGCUAAAGCGAUUUUAUCAGCACGUGAAGAAAUUUUCAUCAGCGAUUGGUGGCUUUCACCUGAAAUCAUGCUAGUUCGUCCAGCUCAUGAUGAUUCCAUGCGAUUGGACCAUCUUCUUGGCAAGCGAGCAAUAAAUAUAGGAAGAAGGCAUUCGUGUGUACGUGUUGAUCUUCAAAGAUAUCGUGAAAGUUGUUGAUUAAAGGUCAUUCGGCAUCCUGACCAUCGAAUAUUACCUGGCACUGAAUCGUCGUUUCUCUUUUCUCACCAUGAGAAAACUGUGAUCAUCGAUCAACGAUUGGCUUUUAUUGGUGGCAUUGAUCUUUGCUGGGGACGAUGGGAUACAGAUGACUAUCGAUUGGUUGAUUUGAGUGAUGAGAAUAUCACGGAAUUGAAACUUCCAGAAGAAAUAGCUCAAAAACCUGAAGAAGAAUCACAUAAAGAAGAAGCUGCUAUCGAAACAGCUGAUGAGAUGGCAACAAACUCGAAUGAGCACCAUCUAUUAUCGGAAAUAUUCGGCGACACAGACGAUACAGAAGAUAGAAAAAAACGUCGACAUGAGCAUAAAUGGCAACGUUUCAUUAAAAGAGAAAAAGCGGAAAGUACUGAUGACGACGAGAAUUCAUCUGAUGAAGAAGUCGAUGAAGUAUCCGACGAACGACCGAAACCAAUUGUUGGCGUUACGCCGGUUGCGGAUAGUAAAUGUCAGUUCUUUUUGGGCAAAGAUUAUUCAAACUAUUAUCAAAAAGAUUUUGAGUUCGUCGAAAAAUACGAUGAAGAUUAUAUCGACCGAAAACUUGCGCCCCGCAUGCCAUGGCAUGACGAAGUAUUGGCUGUUUCAGGUGAAGCAGCAAGAGAUUGUGCCAGACACUUCAUUCAACGAUGGAAUAUUCAUAAAGCAGAUAAAUUUCGUUUCAAUGAUAAAUAUCCUUAUCUUCUUCCAAAAACCGAUGAUGAUAGUCGACUAGCUGAUCCAUCUAUGCUUCAAGCAAUUCUUCCAGGUGAUCGUCCUCCUGUUCGCAUCGAUGCUCAAUGCGUUCGUUCAGCUUCGUUUUGGUCAUGUGGAAUUGAGAAAGUCGAACGUUCAAUUCAUACUGCUUAUAUUCACAUGAUUGAAAAUGCUGAACAUUUUAUCUACAUCGAAAACCAAUUUUUUGUCACAAUUGCUGAAGAUGAUACAAUAAAGAAUGAGAUCGGUGAAGCGCUCUAUCAACGUAUCAUUCGUGCACAUAAUAAUCACGAAAAAUUUCGAAUCUUUAUUCUUUUACCAUUGUUACCUGGCUUUGCCAAUAGUAAUGCAGUUCAAGCUGAGCUUUACUAUAUUAUGAGAUCGAUAAAUAAAGAUGAUCAAUCACUCUAUCAAAGAUUAAAACGAUAUGGAAUUGAGGAACCUGGACAAUAUGUGACGUUUAAUGGAAUGCGAAAUUGGGAUAUACUGAUGGGUAGUUUAGUAACGGAGAUUAUUUACGUUCAUUCGAAGUUGAUGAUUGUUGAUGAUCGAAUGUGUAUUUGCGGAUCGGCGAAUAUUAACGAUCGCUCGUUUCAAGGAACUCGAGAUUCGGAAGUAUGCUUAGUUGUCAAUGAUAUUGAAAUGGUUGAUUCACAUUUGAAUGGACGAUCGGAGAAAGUCGGUGUGUUCUGCUCUACUUGGCGAAAGAAAUUAUUCAGACAGGUGUUAGGUAUAAAAGAUGAUGACAAGAUCGACGUCGACGAUCCAUGUUCAGAUGAACUGUACAACUAUUUUUGUCAAAUAGCAAAGAAGAACACUGAAAUCUAUGAAGAAGUUUUCAAUACUGUACCAACAAAUAAAAUAAGGCGAUUCGCUGAUAUUGAAGAAUAUAACAAGCAAUCCAAAUUGAAAGAAACAGAUCCUCAUACAGCAUAUGAUAAAUGCAAACAGAUUCAAGGUUUUCUCGUGGAAUUUCCAAUAGAUUUUCUCGCUGAUGAUAAUAUUAAACCUAAGUGGAAUACACAAGAAGGCAUUGCGCCAAUGUCCUUAUGGACAUGA
Molecule: messenger RNA, 3087 nt
Organism: Adineta ricciae
Lineage: Eukaryota; Metazoa; Rotifera; Eurotatoria; Adinetida; Adinetidae
Source: the annotation of a GenBank genome assembly